CUCGUUCUGCUGCCAGAGAUCUGACCAUCGAUCUCAUUCGCUCCGCUGUCUACAGACCAAUCCCUCUUCCACCAUCUCUCUUCAUCGGAGAAGAAUGUGAAUCUAUGCAUGGUGUCCAUGGUGGAAGGGCUCCUCAUCCUCUCCCUCUGUUCUUUGACAAAGGAUCAUGGCGAGUGGCGGUGAUGGCAGAGAGCCAGUGAACGAGCAGGCGAUUGCAAACUUAUAUGCCGCCAUGAGGUCUGAUAUCAACCAACUCUACUCAAAAAUCACAGAACUAGAGAUGGAGGUGAGUGAACACUCACUAGUGAUUGGGGCCAUCCAACCGCUCGAUCCAUCCAGGCGUUGCUACCGAAUGAUUGGGGGAGUGCUGGUUGAGAGGACGAUCAAGGAGGUUUUACCUGCCGUCCAGCGGAACAAGGAUGGCCUCCAGGAGGUGAUCUCACGACUCAACGAGGCCUUGGAAAAGAAGAAGAAAGAAAUUUCAGAAUUUGAAGCUAAAUACAAGAUCAGGAUCAGGAAAUCUGAUGAAGAGGCCAGGGACGACAGUGGCCCGAAGGAAGGCUCUGCUCAGGGUGUUCUUGUGGGGCCAGCAGGCAGCGAUCAGUGAAUGGUACCUUGAGUUUCCCUAUUGCUUUGAAUAUCAGGUUUUGAAAAUUGGGAAUUGGGAAUUAUCAUAUCCUUGUUAAACAAGAUUUUCCCAUGGUAUGUACAGUGCUUGGGUGGAUGUAAGUUUUAUUUUGAAUUAGUUAUGCACCUCUUCACUUGCACCUUGACGUCAUAACAUAGGUGCCAACCAAGCAUUGGCAUGGGACAUCUGACCCAUUCAUCAGGUGGGUCUCUCUGUUUAGAUGAUCUGAUCAGAAAUGUAGGCUGCCCCUAGUUAUCA
Magnolia sinica is the source of this 886-nucleotide messenger RNA. Its product is annotated as prefoldin subunit 2. The record is from RefSeq and is a predicted model, not a curated record. Gene Ontology annotation, biological process: protein folding. Bases 167 to 607 code for a protein of 146 amino acids. Gene Ontology annotation, molecular function: protein folding chaperone. Lineage: Eukaryota; Viridiplantae; Streptophyta; Magnoliopsida; Magnoliales; Magnoliaceae. The transcript has 3 exons. Gene Ontology annotation, cellular component: prefoldin complex; cytoplasm.